This is a messenger RNA of Hylaeus volcanicus, 3058 nucleotides long. RefSeq lists its product as uncharacterized. Gene Ontology annotation, molecular function: DNA-binding transcription factor activity. NCBI's taxonomy places the organism in Eukaryota, Metazoa, Arthropoda, Insecta, Hymenoptera, Colletidae. The record is from RefSeq and is a predicted model, not a curated record. The transcript is spliced from 7 exons. Bases 684 to 2042 code for a protein of 452 amino acids. Gene Ontology annotation, biological process: regulation of DNA-templated transcription.
UUAAAUUUUUUUCAACAAACAGUAGAACAUCUGGUGCUAUUACUGGUAUGCAUGAAGUAAAAAAUUUUACCUGGGUAUCAAGCUGCUCCGAAAGAAUUUAUUAAGCUAAUCUUUAAUAGGAACGCUUCUUCCUCAUUCUGUAUUGUUUCUUUAUGGAUCAUAUUUUACAUUAAACAAAAGCAUGCUUCACGUGCUAUGUGAUCAUUUAUGCCACACUAGUACAAUUCACCUCCGCAUUUCCUCUCUGUAGUGUAUGCAUCUUAUUUCCUCUUGUUUCUGAAUGGCCUGCCUUAUAUAAUUCAAUUCAUGCGUCAAUUGUAUAGCUUUUAUUUUUAUCAAUUAUGAAGGUAGUCUUUCGACUCAAGUAGGUUAUCCUUUAGUUAUUUCAUUGAUCGAAUCCCAGACGCUCCAUUGUCCACAACAUUAUAUCCAAAGAUUGUUAUAAAAUUUGGAUUCUAACUAAGUUCAUGUAAAAAUUUAUAAUUGACUAAAGUGUUAGAACUUUUGAAGUGGUUUCUUUUUAAUUAGAAAAAAGUCUAUCGCGUUUUAUAAAAACACAUUGUGUUUAUGUGUUAACUAUUUUCUAAACAUACUUAUCAUGAUAUAUGGUAAUACAUCUCAACUGUUUAGCGGGUUUAGGAAGUUUCUUUCUGUUAUAAAAAGUAUUAAAGCCAGCGUCAAAAAUGCUUGAUGGAACCAGUCGCAACGCCCCAUUAGGGCAAGUUUCAACACCGUUUAACGUUCAUCAACAACUUAAUGAUGCUAAUUGUUUAUUUCCUCAAAAUUCAUAUCAAUCCGCUGCUGUAGCUGCCGGAGUUGUUAAUCCGUUCACAGGACAUAUUCCCACAAACCCUCACCAUGCGCCUCCUCCUGGUUUACAACAGCAGCACCAUCACCAUCAUCAUCAACAAAAUGUUAAUGGUCCUGUAGGACAAACUCUUUCAAGUCAACAACACAAUGCUGCAGCAGCUGCUGCUGCUGUUGCCGCUAUGAGACAAUCUAUUCAUAGUGGUCUCUCUCAACUCUCACAUGGUUUACCUAAUGCAUCUCAACGUCUUGCUUCUGCUCUUUUUGCGGGUUCUCCUUUAUUAAACGAUGAUUUAAAGUUUGCUGCGGCAGCAGCUGCGGCAGCUGCUGUCCAAUCAACUCGAGCCAAAAAAACACAUAGAGCAGAACCAGUACCUCAAUCGGGUUUCAAAGGUGUAAGCUGGAAUUCCCGAAUGAAGGCUUGGCUUGCGUUUUAUGUUACAGAAAAUGGGGAACGCAAAUCCAAAACGUUUUCUACUCGUAAAUUAGGCAUGGAGGAAGCAAGAGUUCAAGCUAUCACUUUUUGCAAACAAAAGCAAGAACAGAGGAGAGAACGUAAAAGAACACGCGAGUUACAGAAACAUCAACACUGUAAUGCCAACGGUAUAUCAAACGGAAAUUCAAUGGACAAGCUAAACCCAGACGGUUCAGUGGUUGGUUCACCCGCACGACAACAAGCAGCGGCUGCAGCCGCUGCAGCCGCUGCCAUGAGAUGCGGGUAUCCUACAACUCCUGAUUUAGGUAUGAAUGGAUCUAACUUACUUGGUCCACUUUUGAAUAGAACUCCAUCUAACAAUGUGCUUUCUUCGGCGUCUCCAAACCAUGGUUCUGAGAUCGCUUAUGUUCCUAUAGUGCCUAUAGCAAUGAAUAUGAUAGAAAAGUCGGGACUUUUACAGCCUCUAGAAUUAAAUGAAUUACCACCUUGUCAACAUUGUAAUAAACAGCCUUAUCCUUUUUUAAUGAUAGUUUCAGAAGGCCAAGAACAAAGUUAUAGUGGAAGUAGCAUUAUUAAUCUUACACAACAAAGCUCAGUCGAUACUGCUUCAUCCACAAAUAAUCAUGGUACAAGCGCAUCUAUUCUUGGAGGACGUUCAACUGAACCGUCUUCCGAAACAUCUGGAGUUCAUACAACUGUUAGUGGUACUAUGACUCAAGGACUUAGUGAUAAAGAAGAGCUUGUAGGUCAUGCGUAUUUAAGUAACAACAUGUCCAAAUUAACAUCCUCUGUUCUUUGAGCCACAUGAACAAAAAGUUUUUAAAUAACAUAAUAAAACGCUUUUCUAACCUUUUUUAUUUUAGCUCCUUUCUGAACACUAUCUUUCUCAUAACAUAUUUGGAGUUGUUCAAUUAUUUUUUUUUCGUCUUUAAGACUUGAAUUAUUUGCUUCUUUUAUAUACCACAAUUCAUUUGAAUUUUCAUAAUUCAAUUCAAAAUGCAUCCUUUUUUUGUAUAGAGAACUCUAUAUUCCUGAAUCCGUUGUUCUCUAAAUUCCUAACAGUGAGAAUCUUUUUUUUUUUUAAGAAAAAAGUAAAUGGUUUUUUUUUUCAAAUGUGAUAUAUUUAAAAAAAUUUCAAAAUUAUCGAUUGUUCUCUUUAUACAUUUUUUGUUAACAUGAUAGUACACAGAAAUUAGUAGACGUUCUUUGUAACUUUUUAUCCAUACGAUUUCUCUGUAGCCUUAAUAAAUUUCUGACUUUAAAUUAUAGUUUUAUUUAUUUUGGAAAACGAUUGAUCGAGCGGAGUCAUUGUCGAACUUGUUUCUUUAAAAUCUUUAAUAAAUUUUUUUAUCUUUUUAAAUUAUAUCCUACAGUUCUGAAUGUUGUCAAGUUUUUUUUUUUUGUCCUUUAUCUCUCUUAUUUUAUUGUGAAGGUAGAACUUUGCAAUCUUCAAUGCAUUCGCCAAAAAGAUAUACAUAAGAGAUUAUUCUACAAUGAAGCAGUCAGUCUCUGAGGAUGUUAACACAGAAUAUAACAAUGGGUAGAAUCCUUAGUAAAGAUGAUUUUAUUAUUAGAUGCUGCUUAUAUUAUGAAGUAAAAUUACAAUAUAAUUUUUUUUUUUACGCGUUAUUUUAUUUCCAUCAAAAAUCGAGUUAAAAAUUAUAGGAAAAGUAAAGCAUCUAUCGUGUUUUUUUUUCUGUAUUGUGCUACAGCAUUUAAGCGAGGUAUACGUUCGAAAAAAAUUCUGAUUCUUUGAUUUCGAAAUUUUGUAACGGAAUUUUAAAAAAAUACAGCUCUUUUUUAUGUUGUUUUCCA